This is a messenger RNA of Dovyalis caffra, 1083 nucleotides long. NCBI's taxonomy places the organism in Eukaryota, Viridiplantae, Streptophyta, Magnoliopsida, Malpighiales, Salicaceae. The record is from the annotation of a GenBank genome assembly.
AUGGAUGUCGACUUAUCGCCAAAGUUAGCCCAAAAGUUAUUUGAUGGAGAAGGGGGGUCAUACUACCGCUGGUCGAGUUCUGAAUUUCCACUGCUAGGAGAGCAAAAAGUAGGUGCAGGAAGACUUGUCCUUCGGCCUCGUGGCUUUGCUCUUCCCCAUUAUGCCGAUUCCGCUAAAAUUGGCUAUGUUCUGCAAGGUAGUGAUGGAAUUGUGGGAAUGGUGCUCCCAAACUCGUCAAAAGAGGUGGUGUUAAAACUUAAGAAAGGAGAAGUCAUACCAGUGCCUCUUGGAGCACUGUCCUGGUGGUACAAUAAUGGAGAUCACUCAGAAGAAGUUGUUAUAGUUUUCUUAGGGGAAACUUCCAAGUCCCACAUUCCUGGAGAAUUCACCUACUUCUUUUUAAGUGGAGGCCAAGGUAUCCUGGGAGGGUUCUCGACAGAAUUCACUAGUAGAGCUUAUAAGAUGAAUGAAGAAGAAGCAUAUAAGCUUGCUAAAAGCCAAACUGGAAUUUUGCUCAUUAAGCUAGAACCAGGAAUAAGCAUGCCCCGACCAAACAAGGAAUCUGUUGAAAAAAUGGUAUACAACAUUGAUGCUGCGUUGGCUGAAGUUGAUGUCAAAAGGGGUGGUUUAUUUAAGACAGUGACAGCAGCUAGAUUUCCUUUUCUUGGAGAGGCAGGCUUAAGUGUUAACUAUGUGAAACUGGAAGCUAAUGCCAUGUACACGCCAUCAUACGCCGCCGAUGGCUCGGUUCAACUUUUUUAUGUUGCUAAAGGCAGUGGCUGUGUCCAAGUUGUAGGGAUUGGUGGUAAGCUCGUCCUGGACACCAAAAUAGAAGCUGCCCAAUUACUUGUUGUGCCAAGAUUCUUCGUGGUUGCUCAAAUUGCUGGCAGUGAAGGAAUGGAGCUUGUUUCUAUUCUCACAACUAAAAGCCCUGUUGUUGAAGAUCUUGCGAGCAAGAAAUCAGUGUGGAAUGCUUUGUCUCCAAUAGUUUCGCAAGUUGCUCUAAGUGUGACUCCAAAGUUAGAAGAACUCUUUAAGUCCAAUAUGCAGAAGACCGAUAUUCUUGUCCCUCCCACCAAUUAA